Messenger RNA from Anoplophora glabripennis (Asian longhorned beetle), 1084 nucleotides. RefSeq names its product GTP-binding protein Rheb homolog (gene Rheb). Gene Ontology annotation, cellular component: plasma membrane. Bases 387 to 995 code for a protein of 202 amino acids. Gene Ontology annotation, molecular function: GTPase activity; GDP binding; GTP binding. The record is from RefSeq and is a predicted model, not a curated record. NCBI's taxonomy places the organism in Eukaryota, Metazoa, Arthropoda, Insecta, Coleoptera, Cerambycidae. Gene Ontology annotation, biological process: small GTPase-mediated signal transduction. The transcript is spliced from 6 exons.
UGUCGUUGAGAUCGUUUCAUUUCUCAUUAAAGAGAAAUAAAAUAAAAAAUAAUUUAGGAAACGACUUCGGAAUGUGGAUUUAAUAAGAAUUCGGUAUUUCUGUGCCAUUAUACAUUAUUAAAAAUAAAUAUAAAAAUAAUUAAAUUUGGCAAGACCGCAAAUACCCAAUACCUAUAGUGUUUGUUUGAUAAUUCUGUCUAGUAGGUUUAUCUUGUCAUAGACAUUCGUCGUAUAUACCCAUGAAUCUGUAGUGUGAUUGUGUUGUUUGUCAUAUUUUGUUUUGUGGUGUACUUCGCAUUAUAUUUUUCUUAAUAUUUAACUAAAGUAGGAGGCCAGCAACAGUAAAAUAGUCUUGCCUGUGAUAAAACAGUUUGCUUGUGUUCAAAAUGCCGUCGAAACAGCGGAAAAUAGCAGUGAUGGGGUACAGAUCAGUAGGCAAAUCAUCUCUCAGCAUUCAGUUCGUAGAAGGCCAGUUCGUAGACUCUUAUGACCCUACAAUAGAGAAUACUUUCACGAAAUCUACCCGAAUUAACUCCCAAGACUAUGAACUUAAAUUGGUCGAUACGGCAGGUCAAGAUGAAUAUUCGAUUUUCCCUUCGCAGUAUAGCAUCGAUGUUCAUGGAUACGUAUUAGUGUACAGCAUAACUAGUACAAAAUCUUUUGAUGUAGUUAAGUCAAUACAUGAGAAACUUUUAGAUAUAACUGGGAAAGGACACGUACCUGUAGUUCUAGUGGGGAAUAAAACGGAUUUGCACAUGGAAAGAAUGAUUUCUUCAGAAGAAGGAAAAAGACUGGCAGAUGAGUGGAAAGCAAUAUUUUUGGAAACAUCUGCUAAACAGAAUGCAUGUUUUUCUUUGAUACAGGUCGUGUGUCAUAAUAAAGGAUAUACAGGAUACUCUGGAAAGUCUGUCUCGGAUAUUUUUCACAUUCUGCUUACAGAAAUUGAAAAAGCCGAUGGAAAUAUGAGCGAAAAAUCUAAUUGCUCCGUUUGUUAAUGAUCAGCUCUCUGAAAACUAGUCUAAUAAAUUCCUAAUUUGUUAAAUGUGACAGAAAAAUUGAAAAUUAAAAUAUCUGUCUGUAGAUA